GCACCGCCGCCCUAUCAGGCCCGGAAUGAUCUGAACUCCUCCACGGAGACGCACCCGAGUCCAGCGCUAUUGCCGAUCGCAGACCUCAGUGCCGGGAUGGAUGUGUUUAUGAAGGGCUUGUCCAAGGCAAAGGAAGGGGUCGUUGCCGCUGCAGAGAAAACCAAGGAAGGGGUAGCAGUGGCAGCAGAGAAGACCAAGGAAGGCGUGCUGUAUGUUGGAAGCAGAACUCGGGAAGGCGUGCAGAGUGUUGCCUCAGUUGCUGAGAAGACAAAAGAACAGGCAUCACAGCUGGGUGGAGCUGUCUUCUCAGGAGCUGGCAAUAUUGCAGCUGCCACAGGCCUGGUCAAGAAGGAAGAAUUCCCCACUGACCUGAAGCCGGAGGAAGUUGGUCAGGAAGCUGUGGAAGAGCCGCUGAUAGAGCCAUUGUUGGAACCUGAGGGAGAGAAUUAUGAAGAGCCACCACAGGAAGAAUAUCAGGAAUAUGAGCCGGAAGCAUAAUGGCCAUCCCUGUUCCCGACACUUCCACCAGCAGCACAAUAA
Eublepharis macularius is the source of this 540-nucleotide messenger RNA. RefSeq names its product synuclein beta (gene SNCB). Gene Ontology annotation, molecular function: cuprous ion binding. The coding region runs from base 97 to 498 and encodes 133 amino acids. The transcript has 6 exons. Gene Ontology annotation, cellular component: neuronal cell body; axon terminus; cytoplasm. The record is from RefSeq and is a predicted model, not a curated record. Gene Ontology annotation, biological process: synapse organization; chemical synaptic transmission; synaptic vesicle endocytosis. NCBI's taxonomy places the organism in Eukaryota, Metazoa, Chordata, Lepidosauria, Squamata, Eublepharidae.